CAGGGUCUGUUAUACCACGAGCUUGACUUUAACAACAUCUAUGUUGCUAAGCAAACAGUCAAUUGUGUCAGACACUAUUCACGGCCAGACAUAUUCAGCUUGCAGGUGAACAGCAAAGUGAACCAAGCCGUUGUUGGUACUACAUUAGAAGCACCAUUCCUACACAAGACAAGAUUUCCAGCCCUAGAUGAGGAACCUUAA
Messenger RNA from Boeremia exigua, 201 nucleotides. RefSeq lists its product as uncharacterized. The transcript has a single exon. The annotation marks the transcript as partial. The record is from RefSeq and is a predicted model, not a curated record. Lineage: Eukaryota; Fungi; Ascomycota; Dothideomycetes; Pleosporales; Didymellaceae.